Candidula unifasciata is the source of this 849-nucleotide messenger RNA. Lineage: Eukaryota; Metazoa; Mollusca; Gastropoda; Stylommatophora; Geomitridae. The record is from the annotation of a GenBank genome assembly.
AUGUCUGCAGUUGCUCUGUGCAUAGAUGACCUCUGCCAUGGGGUCAUUGACUCUCUCAGUGGCUGGUGGGUGGCGGUCAAAUGUUGGCGAAAUGAAGCGAAUUUAAUGGACAUUAUAUGGAACACGGUGACUACUGCAGCAGUUGCGCUUCUGAUUACCUUUCUGGUCCAGUCAGGCUGUUCAUAUGUAGCAAGUUUAUUUGGUGAUAGUUUCCAGCGAGGUCUGUCGGUGUCGGCAGUCAUCCUGGAUUUCUUGUGGUGGUUCCCCAGCAUGGCAGUCAUCAAGUUAACUAGUAUCAUCAACAAUAAUGAAGUUGCAGAUAAAGUGUUCUUGUAUAAAUAUGGCCGCCCUAAAUAUAUGUCUAUUGGUGCAACCAUCAGCGAAUUCAUCUUUAGCAGCAUAUACCAGACUGUUUUUAUACUACAGGCUGGCAUUGUGUGCAUGCUCAUACCCUGGCCGUACGUGGCCGUGUUUAUGGAGUGGUUGCACUACUCGUUAUUUUAUGCAGUUUAUGCUUUCGAGUACAAGUGGGCCCAGCUUGGUAUACCAGGUCACACAAGGGUAGCUCAGAUUGAAAAUAACUGGCCAUAUUACUUUGCAUUUGGUCUUCCAAUUCACCUAGCCACUGGCUAUUGGGAGUCUUUGUAUACCAGGACAGUGGCUUUCACCUUGUUGUUUCCGUUUAGUAUUCUUGGUGCCACCGCAGCAAAUCCACCAAGGCCACAAUUUGCUUUUCCAAUCCACAUUAUGUUUCCAUCUGUGUACGUCACAAAUGAAGCCUACAAACUUAUGCGGUUACUAGGUGGAAGAUCAAAGACCUCCAGGGGCGCAGAGCAGAAAGCAAAAUGA